Molecule: messenger RNA, 2972 nt
Organism: Bactrocera dorsalis (oriental fruit fly)
Lineage: Eukaryota; Metazoa; Arthropoda; Insecta; Diptera; Tephritidae
Product: protein SPT2 homolog
Exons: 5
Coding region: 173-1963 (596 amino acids)
Biological process (GO): regulation of DNA-templated transcription; nucleosome assembly
Cellular component (GO): nucleolus
Molecular function (GO): DNA binding; histone binding
Source: RefSeq, a predicted model, not a curated record
CAGCAAGGGUCAUUUUCUAUCAGUCUUCAUAAAAAAUUAGUUCAGAUUUCAUGUUCUCGAAUUUUGCAAAAUCGUAAAAGUAACGCGACAUUUUUAAUAUACAUGUAACUGCUUAGUAUUAAGCUCAUUUAAAAGAAAAAAUAAUCUAAAUCUCUAUAAAAAAUUAUUCAAAAUGGAUUUCGGAACUUUGCUGCAUGUGGCAAAGAAAAAUAGUGAAAACAGUAAAAAUGAGGGUAAAUAUUAUAGCACUAAAUUUGCUCCACCGAAAAAAGAAUCAAAGGAGAAGAAACUGUCGGCGAACAUACAAAAGUUUUUACAAAAACGUGAGCAGGAGGAGCGUGAACGAGAAAAAGAAAAACAACAAAAGCUUGCUAACCUAUUGGCAAUGCGAGAUGAGAAAUCAAAAAAUAAGAUAAGAAAAAUGCUAAAAGUCACAAAAUCUGCCAAUAAAUCGGUGUUGGACGAUGCAAUAAAUACAGAUCAUACAGCUGUUACGAUGUCCGGACCUGAGCAGCCCGAUCAGGAUGAUUAUGGAUAUGUUUCAACCGAAGCAAAUGCUUUUUAUGCAAAAUAUAUAGAAAAGGUGAAAGACGUAAAAGAGGACAAAGGCUUUGCACCAAGUAGACCUCAAUCGCUAAGAGACCUGUCAGGAACAAAGGAACGGGUAAAAGCGGCCAUUACACGUGAAAUUGAAGAAAAAAGAGGUCUUAAAGGACAAAGAAUAGCGCAUGGUAGCACUAGUUUAAGUAACAGUAUUAAGGAACCCAGUAUAAGUCGAUCAAGUUCUUCCAAACCUCUUUAUGAUCCUGAGGCAGAACGGCGUGAAGAGGAACGAAAAAAACGAGAAGAGGAACAAAAUCGUAAAAAAAAUCGUAAACCACCACCACCUCCAAUGGACUUUCAAGCUUUACUGAAAUUAGCUGAGCAAAAACAGCAUGAACCGGUUGAAAUAGUGCCAGUUGUUAAGAAAAAAGAGCCAGAACGUUUGUUGACAAUGAAGGAGAAGAAGGAAAUGGAGGAGCGACAGCGGGCUAAGGAAGCACGUGAACGCAGAGAUCGAGAACGAGAAAAGGAACGCACUCUUGGAGCCAGUUCGGGAAAAGAACGCCGAGAAAACGGUACGGCGUCGUCGAAUGCGCCCAAUCGAAUGGAACCAAAUGGACGUAUCCCAAAAUUAAACCAAACCAAGUCUACGCCUACAACGACAGCACAAUCCUCAUAUAAUAAAAGUUCUGCUGUUAAGUCUUCAACUAUUGUUAGCGGGACUAAUGGUAUUAAAAAGCAACAUCCUUCCUCCGCAUCGACAUCAAUAUCAUCACAAAACGACAUAUUGAGUUCACAUGCGAAGAGUACAUCCGCCUCAGCUAUUUCUUCAACAAGUGCCAAACAAUCUCAUUCCGCUGCAUAUAAACCUUCGUCAGUUAGUACAAAAUCGGGUACCAGUGCUUCAGCCAGCAGCAGCAGCAGCAGCAGUAAGAAUCCUUAUGGCAGCUCGACGAGUAAGAAUCCAUAUAAUGGUGCAACUCGCGAGUUUCCACCCCGUGAUAUGAAAUCUGUGAAACCGCGUCAGUUUCCUCCUCCAGACGUGCAAAAGACGCGGCAGUUUCCACCGUCUGAUGUGCAGCGCAAUCGCGGCAGGGAAACAAAGAAGCCACAACCAAAUAAAAGACUGCGUAUUGAAGAUGAUGAUUCGGAAUACGAUUCAGAGAUGGACGACUUUAUUGACGAUGGUGAUGAAGAAGAAGAUGUUUCAUCACAUAUACGUGCUAUAUUUGGCUAUGAUAAACAAAAGUAUCGUGAUUUAGAUGAUGAUGAUGAUGCUGCUAUGGAAUCCAACUUUGCGCAAGUGCAGCGUGAGGAAUAUAUUAGUAAAAAAAUAGGAAUACAAGAAGACUUGGAGGACAUGAAAUUGGAGGCGAUCGAAAAACGUCGCAAGAUGUUGGCGAAAAAGCGAAAACUAUAAGUUAACGCAUGAAAAGUACUUGAGUACUUGAGUAAAAUAGUUCGCAAUAUCAUUAAUUAUUAUGUAACUACAAUUUAAAUUAUAUUGGGUUAAUUGGUUGUUUUUACUGCUUUCCCCAAUUUAUACAAACUUUGUUAAAAUUUUUAUUUGUUUUUAUUGUGAGAAAUGCUUUGCUUUCAAUUAGUCUAAACUAGCCACAAUAUUUUUAUAUAUUACUGUACAUAAACAUUUACAUAUGUACGUUUAUUUAAGAUUUUCGCUAAAAGUUUAUUUGAAUUGUAUACGUAAAUACAACUAUUAAAAGUGAAAAAUAAAAUUUUGCAAUUAUUAAACAAAAAACGUUAUUUCUUUAUCAUUAUUGUGAUUUAGCCCAUAGAGAGAAUAUACGCACACACAUAAGAAGGGGGAAAUACAAAUAUAUUUAUCAACAAAGUGACAGCAUCAAUUGCCGCUAACAUUGUAAAGCACAUAAUUAAGCUUCAACUUCCAAGGGGUGCGUUGUGUUUGUAAAUCACUAGUUGGUUUUGUUCUCAUUGGAACUUGUUACAUACCCAAUUGCCGUGGGAGCGCCAGUUUACUUAAAAUAAGUUAACUGUCAAAAUGUCAUUACCAUCAAACCCAAUUUGUUGGAAGUUCGGCCUAUUUUUGAACUUUUGUAUAUUUAUUGCUCAGUGCAUACAAUUGGGCAACUCUCAGCUUAUUUCCGAGGACAGUCGACAAAAGAAAUGUCAAAACGAACUGUCAAAUAAUUUACCUUUUCCGCAACAGCAACGUAUUCGUUCAACUUGCAUUUUCCACCGCGUGUGCGUUUUGUGCUUGGUAAUACAUUUUUUUGCAUUAUUUUAUAUAAAUAAAAUAAGUGAAUAUUGAAUGAAAUAAUACAAAUAGCAAUCAACUAUUUCUAUAAGUAGAGUAGUGUGCUAAGUGAGUGUAAAUUUAAAGUGAGAAAUAAUUUGCAUCGAACGAACUAAAAAACGGGACUGCAUCUGUAAAAAAAAAAAACAAUAUA